UCCCCUUCCCAAUAUCUGGUAAAAAUCCCCAAUGUUCCUUAAAAAUCCCCAAUAUCUCCUAAAAUGGCCAACUUAUUGAUAAGAUCCCCCAAAGUUAUUGUUCCGUACCGGAAGGGAUUCAUGUCGCAAAACUAAUCAGCACCAAAUCUGAAUUCUUAGAUCAUAACUUUCUGUUAAGUCCUUUUCAAAUAUUAUCCUAGCUUUACGUCCUUUUCAAAUGUAAUUCCAAUGUUUUUAGAACGCGCGCGCCUUCCUACUCGCUCACUCAAAUGUAAAUAUAACCAAAGAGUGAGAACACUGAUCGCCAGCCUGGCUGUUUGACAGCUGGGACAGUAAGCACCAUUGUGACAACUGGUAGGGCUGUUAGCACCAACCACGAAAGUUCUGGAUACACACUUACCAGAAAACCACCGAAUUGGCCAGAAUGUUCUAGAAGUACCACAAAAUAAAUAUAUAAGGCGCAGCGCAACUGGUAGAGUCAGUUUUUGUACCAACCGCGAAUAUAAUCGUCCUCCUCUCCUCUUGUUGGCGUAACGUCCUCACUGGGACAAAGCCUGCUUCUCAGCUUAGUGUUCAAUGAGCACUUCCACAGUUUUUAACUGAGAGCUUCCUCUGCCAAUGACCAUUUUGCAUGUGUAUAUCGUGUGGCAGGCACGAAGAUACUCUAUGCCCAAGGAAGUCAAGGAAAUUUCCUUUACGAAAAGAUCCUGGACCGACCGGGAAUCGAACCCGUCACCCUCAGCAUGGUCAUACUGAAUACCCGUGCGUUUACCGACUCGGCUAUAUGGGCCCUGAAUAUAAUCGUAUCGAAGUGAAAUAAAGAGAAAGGACAAAGUGAAAGUAGUAGUGUUUCCAUUCCAAGCCCAAGUGCUAAGACCAAGUGAAGUGUUCAAGUGCUCUCCAGUAAGGAAAUCGUCCCGCACGUUCUAGAAGUCUUUCCAUUCCAACGGUUUCCUUACACCCAAGUUCCGAACCAUAUACAGUCCACUGCCAAGAAGAGAGUCGUCCACCAAGUCUACGAAGUUCCUCCUAUCCAGCGAUCUCUCUUCUCCAAUUCCACCAGCCAGUGUGGAACAUAAUUUGGUCCUUCGAACCGGUUUUGAACCAGUGACCUAUGGAUUCCAGUUCCUGAAGUUUCAACGUUCCUGUCUUCGAGUGAAGUGAAACACUACAGUUACAGUUUCAGUGAAGUGCAAUUCCAAAAUGCCACCAGUGCAGUACUCUCCGAUCAAGCCUGUCAAUAAGAACAAUCCUGUGGUCAAUCCUGAGAUGAAUCCCAAUCCAGGAACCGUCUCGGAUCCAGCAGGAGUGACAAACCCAGCAGUUGUGCCAAAUUCAACAGAAGUUCCGAAUCCGGUGGAAGCGAUGAAUCCUGUAGUGCCUGUAGUGCCAGACCCUCCUUCGAAUGCAGGCCACUCAAGCAGUGAAUCAUCCUUCCAUGGAUUUCAUUGGCAGGAACAAGUGGACCGUGGUACCAUGACUAAGCUGAACGGACUUUUCCGCCAACGAAGCCAGGUCGAGCAGGAGGUGGUUCGCAUCCAGUUCACCUUGCGAGACCAAAGACACCUGAGUCUGGCUCAGCUAAACGUCAUUACCGGCAAACUUGCGGCAGCCUACAAGGAGUUCAGCAGGUUCCACAGCGAGAUCAUGGCCCUAAUUCCCGACGACGCAGAGGACGAACAAGAAGAGAUCUACACUGCUUUCGAGGAUCGUCACGAUGCUGCACCCACCGUAGUCCAGGAGAUGAUUAUAGCACUCAACCGCAACACUCCUCCAGCCGUCGCCACACCUCACGUCGUGGUCCAACAGCAACCCCUUAAAGUUCCGAUUCCCACAUUCGACGGGACUUACUCCAGCUGGCCUAAGUUCAAGGCAAUUUUCCAAGACCUAAUGGAAAAUUCUGCCGACUCUGACGCAAUAAAACUGUAUCAUCUGGACAAGGCCCUAGUUGGAGCUGCUGCUGGCUCCCUCGACGCCAAAAUCAUCAACGAGGGCAACUACGAGCAAGCUUGGAGAGUGUUGAGCGACCGCUAUGAAAACAAACGGCUCAUCGUCGAAAGUCACCUACGAGGCCUGCUCAACCUGAAGAAGAUGUCCAGCGAAUCAUCCAAGGAGCUGCGCUGUCUGCUCGACGAGGCAACCGGACAUGUGGAGAGUCUGCGAUAUCUCAAGCAAGAACUCACCGGCGUGUCUGAGCAUCUAGUCGUGUACCUCAUCACCGCUGCUCUCGACAAGGCUACGCGAAAGGCUUGGGAAUCCACUGUAAAAGGCACCGAACUGCCGAAGUACACUCCAACUAUCGCAUUUCUGAAGUCUCGCUGCCAAGUCCUGGAGAAUUUCGAGUUGUCACAGGUUCCAGCUUCGCCAGUUCUCAAACCGAAGCCCACGCAGUCGUCUCUCAAGCUGCCGCCCCAGAAGAGCAACGCAGCCGUGUGUUUAAAUGCAAGUGACACUUCCUGUGAUGUUUGUUCCGACCACCACUUCAACUACCAGUGCUCAGCAUUGAAGCAGUUGACCACAGCUCAAAGAGCAGAGAAGAUUCGAUCCAUCGGUCUUUGUUUCAAUUGCCUCCGUAAGGGCCACCAGUCGAAACACUGCCCUUCCGCCAAAACCUGCCGGAAAUGCAACAAGAAGCACCAUACCUUGUUGCAUGCUGAUUCCAACCUAGACAACACUCAGGACGUCCAAGACAACGUUUCCGAUCCGAAGUCAGUACAAGACAUGAGUGCUUCUGCUCCCACCUCACCAACUCUGAAGCCAAGUUCAUCGGUGUCGACGAUCUGUUCAUGCAGUAAAGCAGCACUUCGAGCAGCACAGGAAACCAAAACUGUUCUGUUGUCCACUGCUCUGGUCCACGCUAUCGACAAGAAUGGCAAUCCAUAUCCAUGCCGAGUAUUGCUAGAUAGUGGAUCGCAGGUAAACUUCGUAACCGAAACCAUGGCCAAUCUCCUGAGAUUAUCAAAAAUGAAUACUGACGUCCCUAUCGCUGGAAUCAAUGCUCGUCAAAGCAUCGCCCGUGAGAAGGUUUCAGUUUCUUUCCGCUCCAGGCUCACCGAGUUUCAAGCUACUAUUGAAUGCUUGGUGACCCAAAAGGUGACACCUUUCGUACCCUCUACACGGCUGGACGUCAGCGACUGGGAUGUACCAGACACCAUUCAUCUUGCGGAUCCAAGAUUCCACAUUCCCGACAAGAUCGAUCUUCUCAUCCGAGGAGAACUGUUCUUUGACAUCCUCAAGCAUCAUCGCAUCGAUUUGGGCGACAACCUACCCACUCUUCGUGCUACCAGCCUCGGAUGGAUAGUGACGGGAACUAUCACUGCUCCAGCAACACCUGGAUCAUCAGUUCAUAACUCAAACAUUGCAAUUGUAGGAAACGUUGAAGUGCUUGAGCAUGAUCCGUACAUUUCCAGUAGCUUACCAACGAACAAAAUCUACGAAGACCAAUCUGUGUCAACACAUUCUCGAAAUUCAACAGAUCGAUUUGACUUUAGACAUCCUUUCAAACGGACUGUGGAUCAACUUGAUAAUUGGCGUGGUCCAGCACUGUCAGGAUUCAUCAUGUUGGAGAACCGAUUCAAACACGAUCCAAGCUCGCGGGACAGAUGCUUCAAUCGUCUUCCUGAACAUGAUUCCUAUGAGUGUCGUCGCCGCCUCGAUGAAGCUAACAACCUACCACUUCAAGCCAUGUGCUGCAUGCCCCAUCAUGCAGUUCUAUCCCCAACAUGCUCCAGCUUCAAUCGAGAAUCCUUCGAUACAGGUUAUGACCCAACAACACUUUGAUGUCGAUCACACGUUUCUUGAAACUCAACCGGAGAAAAAUCUUGUCAACCACAUUGUGAUGGCACACAAUGAAUGCCGAGAACAAACAUGUAAUUCGGCAUCCUACGAGUCUCCACGGCGUACGUCAUCAGAGCA
Molecule: messenger RNA, 3915 nt
Organism: Aedes albopictus (Asian tiger mosquito)
Lineage: Eukaryota; Metazoa; Arthropoda; Insecta; Diptera; Culicidae
Exons: 2
Coding region: 1204-3780 (858 amino acids)
Molecular function (GO): zinc ion binding; nucleic acid binding
Source: RefSeq, a predicted model, not a curated record